Empidonax traillii (willow flycatcher) is the source of this 729-nucleotide messenger RNA. RefSeq names its product multidrug resistance-associated protein 1-like. Gene Ontology annotation, biological process: transmembrane transport. The coding region runs from base 1 to 729 and encodes 242 amino acids. NCBI's taxonomy places the organism in Eukaryota, Metazoa, Chordata, Aves, Passeriformes, Tyrannidae. The transcript has 6 exons. Gene Ontology annotation, cellular component: membrane. Gene Ontology annotation, molecular function: ABC-type transporter activity; ATP binding. The record is from RefSeq and is a predicted model, not a curated record.
AUGAGGAUCUCACCUGUAAGAGUGAGGCUUUUGCUUUUUAAUGACUUACUGGCUUCUUACAUCCAAAGAAUGCUAUUGAAGAAAACAAGUUUCCAUAAACCAUCUUUGAUUUUGCCAUUAUGGCAAACAUUUAAAUAUUUAUUGAUUAAACUUGCUUUUCUGAAAGUUGCAGCUGACGUUCUGGCUUUUGUGAGUCCACAAAUAAUGAAAGCAAUGAUAGUGGCCAGUGAAAGUCAGCCUAGCUCAUAUUGGAGGGGUUGUGGCUAUGCUAUUGCCCUGUUUGUUGUAGUUCUCUCACAAACUCUUCUCCAUCAGUUAUACCACCGUAACAACAUACUUACUGCAGCCAGAAUCAAGACUGCAGUUGUUGGCCUGGUAUACAAAAAGGCCUUAACUUUAGCAAAUUCCUCACGACAAAACUAUACAACUGGGCAGAUUGUUAACCUGAUGUCAGCAGAUGCUCAGCAGCUCCUGGAGCUAGCUCUCAACAUGAACGUGUUGUGGUCGGCACCUUUUCAGAUCGCCAUGGCUGUCGUCUUCCUCUGGAAAGAGCUCGGCCCCUCGGUCCUAGCAGGUGUUGCAGUGCUGCUUUUGGUUAUACCUGUAAAUGCACGCAUUGCAGCCAAAGUAAGAAGGCUGAAGAAAAGCCAAAUGAAGUAUUCAGAUCAACAAGUCAAGCUAUUAAGUGAAAUAUUACAUGGAAUAAAGCUCAUCCUUUGUGAUACAUAA